Messenger RNA from Coniophora puteana RWD-64-598 SS2, 2499 nucleotides. RefSeq lists its product as uncharacterized. Gene Ontology annotation, cellular component: P-body. Lineage: Eukaryota; Fungi; Basidiomycota; Agaricomycetes; Boletales; Coniophoraceae. Gene Ontology annotation, biological process: nuclear-transcribed mRNA poly(A) tail shortening; regulation of mRNA stability. The transcript is spliced from 3 exons. Gene Ontology annotation, molecular function: protein binding; mRNA binding; translation repressor activity. Bases 372 to 2237 code for a protein of 621 amino acids. The record is from RefSeq and is a predicted model, not a curated record.
CGCCAGCCUCCAACGUGUCCUCGCCUCCGUCCUCUGCACAUCUGUAAACCCUUUGCCCUAAAGGUUUCCUUAUCCUAGACCGGCAGGCUCCGCUGGUCUUGUCUAGACAACCGCAGCGCGCACUAAUCAGCCCCACAAGCCCAGUGCUUCGUGCCAGCGUGCUCUCGUUUCUAGUACCCAUUCACCCCCGACUCGACGUCAGGGCUCAGUAGUUCUGAGACCUACAUCUUGAUACACCCUCCAACUCGUCUGCCCAGUCGCAGCACGCCCUUACUUUCCACACACCCCAAGUUCCGACAGGCAUAGGAACUCGCAUUCCCUACAUCGAUUUCCCCUUUUCACAUUCACAGCCUUCUUCGACACCUCUGAUCAUGGCCUCCCUUCGUCCCCCGUCCAGCCCCUCGCCCUCUCCUCUCAACACGGAGAACGGUCGCGCUGAUGCCCGUGCCUCCCUGGGUGCGCGCCAGACUCUUGCGCCGUCUUCGCCCCGCCCUGGAGGAAUUCGCCCCACCAGCGAGCUCUUGGGCAGCGCGACUGCGUUCCAGACUCCAGAGUCUGAGGCGAUCGACCAGUGGUUCGAGAACCUCCAGAACUACGAGGACACUCUCGAAGAUAUGGCCGCUGCUUCAAUGGACGUCAAUUUCAAAGAAGAGCUUAGUGCUAUUGAGCAAUGGUUUAAAGUACUUUCCGAGGCGGAGCGCACAGCCGCUCUUUACAGCCUCCUGCAACAAUCUACCCAAGUUCAAAUCCGCUUCUUCAUCACUGUCUUGCAGCAGAUGGCUAGGUCAGAUCCUAUGACUGCGUUGCUCAGUCCCGCUGUUGGAGGAUCCAUGCAAGGCCAGAUGGAGGCUAAGCUUGCCCAGAUGAGCCUCAAGUCACCUGGCCUUCAGUCGAAGAUGCCUUCUUCGCCUCGCGUGUUCAGUGGAGGCCAGAACAGGCAGUCGCUGGCACUCGACAACAACUCCAACUACCUCUCCCCUGACUCUGCCGCGGUUGGCGGCGAUGCGGCAGCUACUCUCGCCCAACAGCGUGCGAAACUAAAGGCCAGUAACGCCGCGCAUCGCAUCUCUGCACCGAUCCUUGCUUCUAGCGGUGAAGGUCGCUCUGCAUGGGGCUCUGCGCUGAGUCAAGUCGCGGAGAACAAUCCGAACUCGCCUGCUCAGGAGAUCGUUAUCCCCAGCGGGAGCAGCAGCGCUAGGCCCAAGAGUACCGAGUUCAGCGGCUCUCUUGGCUCAGGCCGCACCGGUGCUGAUGGUCUCUCCCCUAUGGUUGGCGACAGCUGGGCGAGCAAUGUCAAUACGCCUCUGAUCCCUAUGUUCAACAAGGACGCUCAAUCUCAACAAAACUUGGACGCUGCAGCGCAGAAACUCAGUGACUGGAACCAGCCCCCUCGUGUUCCUCUCAUGGCGGAUCCCAAGACCUUCCGCCGUGCCUCAAAGGGCAGCACCACCGGUGGAUCCGACAAUGGUCGUCCCUCAGGAAACAGCAACGUGCACGACGACGGUAACAACCAACAGGCGCAACGCAGGAACGUUGGACAAGGCAGCAACGGACAAACCGGCGCAUGGAAUGCCCCUGCGCGGAGCCCUGGGCUUCCUCCGAACAGGUUCGGUGGGGACGAUGCAAACGGCCUCAAUGGCCUGGGCAUGGGCGGCUUCAGCAUGAACGGGCUAAGCAGCCCCGGUAUUGGGAUGGGCAUGCCGCCGAGCGCAGGUCUUCUGGCGGGCAUGAACCCGAUGCAGAUGAACAUGUUGAACCUGCAGGCGCAGAUGAACGCGAUGGGUCUCCAGGGCAUGACGCCCGAGGCGCAGAUGCUCGCUGCGCAGAUGGCGGCUGGCUUCCAGUCGCCCGGUGGAUGGAUGGGCAUGCAGAACGGCCUGAACAGUGCGGGCGCCAACCGCGGUCGCGGGGCCGGAGGCGGCGGAGGCCGGUCGCCCGGCAUGCCGAAGUCGGCAACAGGCAGCAGCUCGGGGGCCGGCGCGAAGAAGGAUGAGGAAGACUUCGAUCCGUCGCUCCUGGGCGACAUCCCCGCGUGGCUGCGGAGCCUGAGGCUGCACAAGUACACGCCCAACUUCGAGCACAUGAACUGGAAGGACGUUGUCGCUCUCGAUGAUGCUGGGCUUGAAGCCAAGGGCGUGGCAGCCCUCGGAGCGAGGAGGAAGAUGCUGAAGACGUUCGAGGUCGUCAGGAAGAAGAUGGGCGUAGAGGACGGCAGCGAGGGUCCUAGGGAGGCUUAAACCAAAACGGUGCCGCAAGUGUCGCUCUUGUUGGCUAUGGAACGGAUACAUAAUUUGCAUGAUACUUUUGUAUGUCUGUACAUGUGUUCCUCUUCUCUUUCUCAAUCUUGUCUGGUUUGGUUUGUUCGCUUUCGGUUCUUUGAACAGUUAUCACAACUCACUUACUCUUCAUGUUCUGGGCCGUCAGACUACAUAGUUCUUUUCGAUGUUCUGAUUGUCAUGUAGCGUAUAAAUGUAUUAUUCCCUCUGGACGUUCGACGGC